Molecule: messenger RNA, 315 nt
Organism: Funneliformis caledonium
Lineage: Eukaryota; Fungi; Glomeromycota; Glomeromycetes; Glomerales; Glomeraceae
Source: the annotation of a GenBank genome assembly
AUGUUUUCAGAUCAUCUUCGAUUAGUAAUGUUAAUGCCAUUUUUAUUACGUCAUUCAUUAGGCGUAUCUCAUAUCAAGAAUUCUAAAUUAGUUUCACUUCAGAUACGACUUACAGACUCAACAAAUCUGCGUCCAAGGACUCCAUUACCUUUACAAAUUAUAAAUACAGUUAUUAACUGUUGGGUAGCUGUUUCAAAGGCAUCUCGUUUAAGUUUCAGUUUCAGUUUUGAAUUUACAGAACAAAAAUAUGAAGAAUUAGAAAAGGCACUAAAAGUUGAACACAUUAUCUUGUUAAAGGUAAUAAACAAUAUCUAA